AUGCUUGGGUUGACGUCGGUGAUGCAGCGCAUUCGUUUUUGCCUGCGAGCGUAUGUGUAUGGAGACCGCAGCAGCGCCCUUUGCCUGUCGCAUGCGCGGUUCUCAUCCAGACGUUACCACCUGUUUCUUCUCCGCAACGUUCCUUCCCCCCUUCUCCGUCCCUCUUCUUCUCCCAUCACCGUAUGCUACCUUGUGCGAACCUUUCAUCUAUGCCGAUCUACACCCGCACCCGAACCGGCUUCGCUCGCCAUCUUCCCGCUCCCCACUCCCUCAAACGCCACCCCCCCCGUCUCUGUCCCGUACUUUGCCACCCCCGCUGUAAAGUCUGCUGAUUGCCAUUCUAUUAUCACCGCCCUCUUCUCCUUUCAACUCAUACCGGCACUCCCAUCAGCUGCAAGAGGGUGUGCUUCGUUCCACAAGCUCUCUGCGCGUUUGUCUCUUGUUGGUGAGUCUGGCACCCGCCUCAUGGUACCGGCCCGACUCGUUCUCGACCUCUUUCUCCCCUUCUCUCCUCAACUCUCCCCAGCGUUCGAGCUUGGCCCACCUCCCCAUCCUCCGCUUAUUCUGGUACUGCUGUUUGUUGUUGCCUCGUGGCGCCUAUCGCUUCCUCCCUUGUCCUUCGUGUCUUGCCCUUGGCUCUCCUCACUGAGCAGCUGUGCUUCAGCUUCCUUGUGUGUGUGUGUCCUUUUACGCUGUUGUAGCUGA
Molecule: messenger RNA, 705 nt
Organism: Leishmania major strain Friedlin
Lineage: Eukaryota; Euglenozoa; Kinetoplastea; Trypanosomatida; Trypanosomatidae
Exons: 1
Coding region: 1-705 (234 amino acids)
Source: RefSeq, a predicted model, not a curated record